AUGUUGCCACACGCUCAUUCUUCCGCUGCUUGCGCUGUCGCCGCAGUGUUGGUUUUACUGACGCUACACUUGGUGCAAACAGAAGCUGCUGUUCUGAGGAAAAGUGAAGUACGAGAUGGAGCCAAAGAAGAGCACACGAGUAGAAUCUGGGAAGGACGCAUCGUGUUCGGAACCAGCGCAAAUAGAACCGGUUCGGACGAUUACCGCGGCUCUUACCAAGCGGACGCUGCAGCGUUUGAUCCUAUUAAACAGUUACUAUGGAAACAAAUCCAGUCUUCGGUCGUGUGUGGACCCAACUCCAUGAGGUUCAGAGCGACUGGAGCCCCUGUGCAGCACUUUGACUUGGGCCAGCACCCUGCUGGCCAUGUGGAGAGGACUCCUCACGGUCUGUCUGUGUAUAUUCCUUAUAAAGGCUGCUAUAUUGUGUACGAGGAUGGAACCUACAAUUACCCUCUGAACUGGUACGGCGUCCCACUGACCCUGAAGUGCCCCAAACCUCUAGAUGGCGCUACACCUACUGCUCCACAUUUCCCCUGGUUCCCAACUACAACUGCAGCCCCAGUCCCUCUCCCUCACUUCCCUCACUUUCCUCCCUAUUGGCCUCCGUUCCCAACCGAGCCUCCCACGAGUCCUCCUCAUGGAGCUUAUUUGGAGCAUGUCCUUCACCAUUUACUGCAGUUUCUCCAAAACCAAGGAAUAUCCAUAGAUUCUCCACAAGCUGCUGUUUAUCUGCAGUAUCUACUUCCUCUUCUGCUCCAGAACCACCUGUACACGCCUCAGGUCCCUCCACACACACACCCAUGGUACCACCUGCUGCAACAUGCUGCUCCUGCUGCUCCUAGUGCUCCUCAGAACCCUCUGGAAGCUCUGUGGGGGCUCCCCCUGCAGCACGGCUCCACUUCAACUGGGCACCAGUUUGACCUGAACCAGUUUGUGUCACUGCCCCGUGCCCGUGAACGCACCACGGUCCUCCCAGUCAGAUCCAUCCCCGUGUUGUAUGUGACGCUGCGUCUGUCUGUCUGCGCCUUCAGCCCUGCGCCUCCGUCUCUCCUCUCUCACGCCGCUUCCCUCGCCUCUCACUCGGGGGGGAGGGAAUAUUUUCUCGGCUCCCCCCAAAAACACCCCUGCUCUCCCUGCUCUGGAUCACCGCUGGGUCUGAGAGAUGCCAAGGACGGUCAUGGAUCCAUCUCUGCCCUGCGCUCUUGUGCCCUAGCCCGGUGGAGGAAAGGGGAGGAGGAGCAUUAUUCGACCCCCGCCAGUUCGACUCCGCGCCGCUUUAAAACAAGCCGACACCACUGA
Knipowitschia caucasica is the source of this 1299-nucleotide messenger RNA. NCBI's taxonomy places the organism in Eukaryota, Metazoa, Chordata, Actinopteri, Gobiiformes, Gobiidae. The record is from the annotation of a GenBank genome assembly.